Molecule: messenger RNA, 465 nt
Organism: Neoarthrinium moseri
Lineage: Eukaryota; Fungi; Ascomycota; Sordariomycetes; Amphisphaeriales; Apiosporaceae
Exons: 2
Coding region: 1-465 (154 amino acids)
Cellular component (GO): nucleus
Molecular function (GO): DNA binding
Source: RefSeq, a predicted model, not a curated record
AUGGCUGACUGGGACGACGUGACCAAGAUUGGCAGCCGAACCCGUGGCGGCGGCUCCGCCCAGCGUGAGACCGUCGUUCGCAGCGCUGCUGCCCUGAACGCUGCGAGACGAGCCGGAGGCGCCAUCUCGACCGAGAAGAAGUUCGCCGCUGGUAACGCUGCCACCAAGCCCGGCGUCGAGGGCCAGCGCCUGACCAAGGUCGACCGCAGCGACGACAUCAUCAAGCCCAACACGAUCGGCAAGGACGUCGGCGACGUCAUCAGCAGGACGCGGCAGCAGAUGGAGCCCAAGAUGACCCAGAAGGACCUGGCCACCAAGUGCAACACGACGCCCUCGGUCGUCGCCGACUUCGAGCGUGGCACCGCCGCCCCCGACCAGAAGAUCCUCGCCAACAUGGAGCGCGUCCUCAACGUCAAGCUGCGUGGCUCGGGCAUCGGCGAGCCCAAGUUCAAGAAGAAGGCUUAA